AUGACGCAAUCCAAGGCUUGUGUUGACUACGCUAAUCGAGAGAUAAAUCUUGGAAACUCCGGAAAAUUCGACAAGGAAGACUUCACAUUAGUGGUUCAACCUUUCUUCAGAGAUAUCACGACACCACCAAUGAAAGAUGGAAAGAUAAAUAUGGGUUUUUUUGCACCUGACUGUUUCCAUUUCUCGCAAUAUGGCCAUGCUAUUGUAACAACUUGGCUAUGGAAGAAUAUUAUGGAACCAGUUGGUGCAAAAACUACACAAGGAAGCCUUACCAAUGCUGCGAUACCGCUGGCUUGCCCGGAUCCAAACUGUCCAUUCAUCCGCACAAAUCUAAACAGCAAAAACUGCACCCAAUACAUGACUCCAAGUCAAUAA
Necator americanus (New World hookworm) is the source of this 375-nucleotide messenger RNA. RefSeq lists its product as uncharacterized. Gene Ontology annotation, molecular function: glycerophospholipase activity. Bases 1 to 375 code for a protein of 124 amino acids. Lineage: Eukaryota; Metazoa; Nematoda; Chromadorea; Rhabditida; Ancylostomatidae. Gene Ontology annotation, biological process: phospholipid metabolic process. The record is from RefSeq and is a predicted model, not a curated record. The transcript has 3 exons.